Molecule: messenger RNA, 1706 nt
Organism: Nematolebias whitei (Rio pearlfish)
Lineage: Eukaryota; Metazoa; Chordata; Actinopteri; Cyprinodontiformes; Rivulidae
Gene: vsir
Product: V-set immunoregulatory receptor
Exons: 7
Coding region: 109-999 (296 amino acids)
Biological process (GO): positive regulation of regulatory T cell differentiation; regulation of immune response; negative regulation of CD4-positive, alpha-beta T cell proliferation
Cellular component (GO): plasma membrane
Source: RefSeq, a predicted model, not a curated record
GGGCGGAGCGUCUUUACGCACGCACUUCAUUCCUGUCUUUGCGCGCAGCCAGAAGACAGCGCGCGCGGCCACAGCUCGUCAGAAGAAGUUUGAGCUGCCGAGAGGAACAUGUCCGGGUUGAAGGUCCAGUCAGUCAUGGAGCGGAGCGCGAGGUCCGUGUGGUUCUGGAUGGUUCGGGUUGUGUUCGCCGCAGCCGCAGCUAAAGCGGAGUUGUCCUACCUGAACUCCACCAUGGGUGUCUCUGCCCCCCACCUGUACUACUCCUGCCCAAAGGGUGCGACGGCCAGACUGGCGUGUGCCCUGAACGUUACUGGCGGCACUCAUCUGAAACACCACUGGCUUUUCACACCUCACAGUGACCAACACUGCAAAGCAGGGAUGAUGCCGCGCAACAUAUCGCACUUCCUUCACCACAACAACCACAUCCAGCAGUUAGGGCUGAAGUUUGGAUACUCGAAGGACGACAUGUGGGUGACUCUGUUGAACAUCACGCACGCCGACGAGGGGCGCUACUGCUGCUUACUCCUGGACAUCAACAAGCAGCACAACCACGGGUCGGCUCUGAAGUUCCACAGCCACAUUGUUCUUCAAGUGACGCAAUCAAAAAAUGGAUCUCAGAAUUGUACCAUCUGGGCUCCCUCACCACCUGCAGGCUCGGUGCCCGUGGCCUUGGCUUUAACAGCCUGCAUCUUGGCUCUGCUCUCUCUGCCGGUGAUUCUGGUGCUCGUCUACAAACAGAGACAGAACACCAGGUCCAGACGUGCGCAGGAGCUCGUGAAGAUGGACAGCGAGGAUCAGGGCCACGAUAAUCCCGUGUUCCUCGGUGGAUCGCCGCCCGUAAAGACCCGCACCGUGUCUCAGAUCAUGACCAGGCAGUCCUCUGGGACUGGACACCACCUGUUGUCUGACCCGGGGACGCCCCUGUCUCCAGAUCACGGAGACGUUUUCUUCCCAUCUGAAGACCCCAUCCCAGAGUCUCCAGAUCUGCUGCAGAUUUAAAUCAGAUUCUUCACUCAAACUCUCCGUCUCAGCAGCAACACUGUCCUAACCAGCUGUCUCUUAAGAACCGUACAAAGAUCUACCCCGACCGGCGCCUGGACCCUACGUGGUCCGGAGCACCGGACAGAGAAGACCUGCAUUUCUUAUGGAUUCAGAUCCUGUUUCCACCCAGAACAAGCGGAGGGCAGAAGUGGAUUCAGGUCUUGUGGUUUCUGAACACAACAGCACCUCCUAUUGUAAAAAAAUUGCAAGUUAAAAGCAACAGAUUUGAAUUUUUCUACGUUUCAGUUCUUGGUCCUUGUAGGUUUGGUUGGUUGGAGUUGGUGAGAACUCGAAUCAUGUAAAGAUGCCACUGUAGAGCCCGUGCAGUGAUGUCAUCAAGACUUUCUUCCACCGUGUAUUGAGUUUUUAGGUACACAUACUUGGACAGCGAGAUCUUUUCAGGCAAAGUCCGAAGGAAGGGACGCAGUAGGACUGAGACCUAAAGUUUGACGUCGUUAGGCAGGACACUCGGUUCUGAUGACAGGACGGGGCGCUCUGCUCUGCUUGUAUAAGGGUAGGGGAGACACUGCGUGGUAAAGGAGGACUAUCAAUCUAACAAAUGAUCGUUAGUGCCCUGAUGGCCACUUGCUAUUCACAGAGGGCUGUGUCCUAACCAAAUUGCUUAAUGUAUAUUCAGUUACCUAAGUGGAUUAAGUACAGGUAUU